Messenger RNA from Durotheca rogersii, 3308 nucleotides. RefSeq lists its product as uncharacterized. The transcript has 4 exons. Lineage: Eukaryota; Fungi; Ascomycota; Sordariomycetes; Xylariales; Xylariaceae. The coding region runs from base 395 to 2566 and encodes 723 amino acids. The record is from RefSeq and is a predicted model, not a curated record.
GUUCCCCUAGGUUAUUCGCCUCGCGUAUAGCCACAGAAACUAAACAGCUUGGUCUGGACUAUAGCCUCUUCGUAUUAAGGACAUGCAUCUCCCGUUUCCCUCAUCUCCUCUGCCCUCCUCUCUCCCAACUGUGCGUAUCCCAUAUGUCUAUCAUUAUGAUCUCUUGGGUUGCCUUCUAAAGUGUGUGCAUAUUUUUGGGUGCCGCAGACGACAGCGGCCGGUCUCCUCCCCUCCACACGCCGCUGAUACAUACAUAUACCUCUCGCCCACCAUCCUGUCGGAUUUUCCUAUCAUCCAUAUGACCGGCCUUUAUUGCCACCCUUCCUUGCUUGGAAUUGCUUAUUACCGGACGUUGUGAUUUACAUAUCUGGGGCCACCCCCCGUCGCAGGUCCAAUGGCCCAUAUAGCUGCCUGCCUAGUCGACAGUGAUACCGAGAGCGUUGCCAGCCUGAGAAGCUAUAUAGCGAAUGUGUUCUCCGCUGAUGCUUCAACCGAUUCGCUGUUAUCUACCAGCUCGUCCGAGGAGAAGAAGCCAUUCGUCUGGAGGAUGCAGAACCCGGAGAGCACCCGGAAGUAUCAGUUGUUUCCCAAGGAGAAACAUCUUCCGUCCGUAGCUAGCGGCAAGCAGCUGGAUCCGGAGCAGGCCUUCGCGAUGGCUAUGGGUCAGCCCGUGGAUCGGGCCGACAAGUCGUCUGUGACGAAUGGUCUGCGGAUGCGCAUCAAGGAGCACAACCUGAACCGGAGGAGGAAAGUCAGCGUCACUGAGCUGGGUCCCAUGACGACGGUGCAAGAGGUUUCCAUGGAUUCUCCAACCAUCCCAGGCCGGCCUGCGCUGCAUGAACGGUCUAUCAGCACUCCUGUCAACUCCUGGCGCCAGCGUCGGCCUACUGAGCCUGUGAUUCGCGUCAAAGAGACUCUAGACGAGAGCCCAGAGAUCUCUACUUCUAACGAAUCGCAGAAGCCCGGUACUCCAUCGGCUUUGAGGCAACCGCUCUCCCCCAAAGAUCUGGCACCUUUGACUAUCCCGCCGCCGAGCGGCGCAAUCCCACGACUAGCUCGUCAGCUGUCCUUGAGCCGUCUUCGCUCCGGCAUCUCGCUAUCGGAUUCCGGGCCCAAGCAAAAUCGAGCUGACGAUUCACCCAAGCUGCGAAAUCCGUUUGCGCCUGCCCUGGCCUCGGCCACGACCGCGACGCCUAUGUCUGCGACGACGAGUAUGACCGCCUCUACGCUUCCGACGCCCGUAUCGGCGCCUCCCGAGUCCCGAGAAUCCCCACGGCCUUGGGAGAAGAUGAGCCUCAGUACGCCGGUGGCCGCCCCGCAAGAAAGCCCCGACGUCACGGCAACCUCGAAGGUAGAGCCCGAUGCGCAGUCGUGGGUCCCGCACAACAUGUCGCACAGGAGAGGAAAAUCCGAGUCGGCGAGCAUUAUGGAUCGCGGGCGGCCACGGAAACGAAGCGACGGUACGCCCAUCGGCGGCGGCCGCAAACGAAGCAUGUCGAAGAGGAGCACCAGCGCGGAACGUCGAGCGUUUGAGGAGCUGCCCCAGGGGUGGAAGCCGAGCGAGGCGGUCAAGAUGAUGGAUCAAGCCGAGAUUGACCAAUUGCAAAAGCAAGCUCUGGGCCAAGCCCUGAGAUUCGAGGUGCUCAGGAAGGAUGACGUCGAGAACCUCUCAAAGGAGCUUCGCCACCUUGACGAACGAACUGAGUAUCUACGCCGCACGUAUACAUCUCUCCGUGCCGGGCGCCGCAAUCUCCACACUCGCAUCUGCCAGUAUUUACGAUCGCCUCGCGUUGCUAAAUUUAGCUACGAGUCGAUGUUGAAACAAGAGGAGACGCUAGCCGAGCUCGACGCCUCCAUCGACGACUGGGUGAGCAAGCUCGAGCAGGCCGAGAACCGACGGACGCGUGUCAGACAGAAACUUCUCGAGCAUGUCGCCGCCGCGUCGACGCUGGCAUUGGUGAAGGAGACCGCCACGGCUGGCGCUAGUGACAUUCCUCAGCAAGCCAUGGGGGUACGGCUCCCCAAUGGGGCGUCUGAUAUCUCGACGCCACCGCGGAGCCCGAGCAAGAGCGCUACGCCUGCCCACUUUCACUCUCCGUCUCCUUCGCCCCAGCGCGUCGUUGCCAGGGUACCCUCGAUGAUACCGGAGCUGCCGUACGAAGAGGCCGAGGAUGGUUUCCCCAAUCACGGUCGCAAGAGCUCGUCCGCCGAGUCGGCGCUUCAGCGAGGGGAGAGCAUCCGCAUCUACGCCGACAGCGACGUGUAUGCCCUCCUGGCUGACGUGGAGAGCGAGUUUACCAAGCUGAACGGUGGCGUCGCGAGCUCCGACUCUGCUGCGGCCCAACCCGAGACAGACGAGCAGCUAAAGGUUUUACACCGUACCCGCAGCCACGACAUUCUUAGCAACAGUUACCCGAGAGCACUCAGCAAGACGCCACCCACCUCACCUCCAGUAUCCACCCUGCCCGCUCUGCCCGCUCUGCCCGUGAAGAACUCGCCGAGAGAGGGCGAGAUCUUCCUGACCGCCGCCGUCUUCCAGCCGGAUCGAACACCUGUUUCGGAAUGAACCCACGGGGUUCGCUGAGCACGGCACGCAAUUCACAGUACCAUACCCCCCCCCUCCCCCCCUCACUUCUCUUCCCUUUUCUACCCGAAUCGAUUUCGUGUUCUAUCUUCGCUACUUGUCUUACCACAUUCCUUUGACGACUUUUUUUUUUAACGAUCGACGAUUUACGGCCGGCCACAAAAAUCAGCCAUUUAGCAUAAUACCAUUCUCGUCAUUCCUUUAGAAUCCGUUGCAUAAAUACACCUUGGGGUUGGGGGCCUCCGGCGUUCCUUGAUUCAGAAACCAUUCAUUCAAUUUUUUUUCGUCGUCGUCGUCUUAUCUGGUGCUAGGCGCCACGUUCCCUUCAUCAUUUCCUUUUGGAAUUUUCUACCUGUUAUCGGACCUUCUAUCUAGAGGUGUCAUCUCGAUUUUUCCUUUCACAUGUCAAGGCGUCAAGGUCGUUGUCGGGUUUCCGCUACACACACGUCUACGACUGAACGGUUACCUCUAUACCCAGUGCGCUUGGUGCCGUUAGAACAAGUCAUCUCGGCUGAAACCCAAAACCAGAAGAAGGAUCGGUGCUAUCAUGGGGCAACCUGUUGCAGUGUAUUUUAGGUCUCAAGGCUAUUGCGGGAGUCAUCUUUGCGAUCGGCAUUAAGUGGAGUGUGCAUUUAGGGGAUUUUUUUUUUUUUUUCCGUCAAGGCGAAGGCGAAUUCGGGGACGCACAAAUUAAAUCAUUCACUCUGGACUAUCUACGCCUCUU